CCCACAGCUCGAUUCGACUGGAUACGGGCGAACCAAGAAAGGAGGAGGGGGGGUGAUGGAGCGCGCGAGAGAGAACGAGAGAAACAAAACGUGACUAGGCAGCCAAAGCGUCCUGUUAUGCAACUACUGACCUACUAACAUACAUUUUGAGACAGAGAGCGAGAGGGAGUGAGAGAGCGAAACUGGAGCAAGUUAUCAACAUAACAUGAGGGAUUCAAAGUAAAACAGGAGACAAGGAAUCCAUGGACACAUUGAGACACUAACCCUAGAGUGAGUGCAGCACGACCGCGCGGUACGUUUCAACGCAAAUUCGGGAGACAAAUACAUACGGUACAGAAAGAAAAGAACGAGCCGAGGAACAGAAGCGGUGGAACACUAGAUCUCUAACGUCACAACGCCAAGCCCUUUGUCCUGCGCCCAGCUGGGGAGAAGAGAGACCGCCGUAGGGGGAGAGCGGAGAGCCGAGGGUGACCGAGUGACCUACAUCCCGCGUGCACACGCACACACACAGCCUCGAGCGCCAGACCACCGCCGCCGCACGGCCAACGGCGUCUCGGAAAGAUCAGAAAGAAAAGCAAACGCACGCAAAGACAAAAAAAAUAAAAAAACCCCGACCGGAGGUCCCCUUCCACCACCCCCCCCCCCAGCAGAGGCCUCCGCAUUCUCCGGACUCCAGGAAUUCCUCUGCCCGCUCCCCCCCUUUUUUUUCGCCGUGGGGAAAGAGGAAAGCGGACCGUAGCGUCGACAGAAGGAACGGCCUAGGCGCCGACUUUAAAUUCUUCCGCUGCUUGCGGGCGACAGGUUUCCGUGACCCGUCGGUUAAAUGUGGGAGGUUCACAUGCAGUUUCACCUCCUCCUCAUGUUUUUAGCCAACCUGGACACUUGAAAGACUCUCCUCAAAAGUGGAAAAGAAAAGAAAAAAUCAAUGAGUUUCAUCUUUAGUGGAGCACAAACACCUCAAAAAUUGUUUGCCGGACCCACCACGUGACUGCUUAAAAAACCCCCAGAGUGCACUGCAGUUCUCCGCCUUGACCUUCGACCUUUCUUGCCCUUCAGCACCCUUCCCUUUUUUUCCCCCCCGUUUUCUUUUUGAAAAAUUUGUUCCAAGUAUUCUCUUGUCAAUGGUCGCCGAGGACCCCCAUUCCAAACCGGCACAGUCUAGACGACAAUGGAAAGUGUGAGCGCGCAGGCCCCAACAGCAACCAGUUCCACCGCCAGCGGCAAAAGUUCGGAAGCCUUCUCCGAGUCCAGCGAGGGUCCCCCUCCGACCGAAAGCGACAGCAACCCCAACCCCAACCCCAGCGCCCGCCCCGCCCGCCAGUCCAAGCCAAAGCCCAACAUGAGCUGCCGGCGCAAGCGCGAGUUCAUCUCCGACGAGAAGAAGGACGCCUCCUACUGGGAGAAGCGCCGCAAGAACAACGAGGCGGCCAAGCGCUCGCGGGAGAAGCGCCGGCUCAACGACAUGGUGCUGGAGAACCGCGUGAUGGCGCUCAACGACGAGAACGUGCGGCUGAAGACCGAGCUGCUGCAGCUGAAGCUGCGCUUCGGCCUGAUCAGCACCGCCGCCUACGUGGAGAAGAGCCAGCAGAUCGCCGCCGCCGCCGCCGCCGCCGCCGGCAACGGGGGCGGGGCCAGCGGCGGCUCCGCCUCCUCCGGCCACUACUUCUCCAGCGGCUACUCCAGCGGCUCGCAGGCGCUGAUGAACUCGGACUCGUCGGAGGCCGAGCAGUCGGGCCUGGGGGAGGGCCACGCCCCGCUGGCCAAGUACUCCCCGCGCGGGUCCAUCUCCGACAUGUCGGACGGCUCGUCGCGCGACAGCCCCGAGCCGCUGGGCUACGAGAUCAAGUGCGAGCGGGCGGAGGGCAUGGACAUCGGCGGGCUGGACGUGGAGGUGGGAGGCGCCCAGGUGAUGUUCGGCGUCCACCGCGGACUGGGCCCCGCCCCCCACCACCGCGCGCCGGAGGUGAAGCCCGAGUACUGGAGGGGAGACGACGCCGCCCUAGCCGCCAGCCCCGCCCCGCCCGCCGCCGCCGCCGCCCCCCAGCGGAGCGUGAUCCUGUACCGGUCCAGCAGCAGCUCCUGCCCCGCCCCGCAGGACCCCGACCAGCGCCCGGCACAGCCCCGCCUCCUGGCGGGGCCCCUGGCCGGGGACGGGCCGGUCGGCCCCGAGACCCUGGCGGAGGUGACCAAGCAGCUGGAGAGGAAGACGCUGGACUCGCCGCCCUAUCAGCCCGGCGGUCCCGCGGAAGAGCGAGGCUACGCCGCGGCGCGUUGCCACGACGACCGCAGGGCCGAGGUCGGCACCGGCGCGGCGCCGGACCUCCUCCACCACAGCUACGAGGAGGGCGGGGCCCGCCCGUACCGCGCCCACCUGUCCUACCUGGGCGCCCAGGACGAGGAGCCGCCGGUGCUGACCUAUGAGGGCGGCCCCCGGGGGCCGGAGGGGGGCUACUACCAGGACCACUCCACCUCCGGCAAGGACACGUCCUCCAGCGACGGAGACCCCCGCAGCUCGGACAAGGACGCCUCCACGGACGACGAGUCCUCCCCGUCCUCCUCCUGCUCCGAGGUGGGCGGUUACCGCCAGCGGCGUCCCCAGUCCCCGCCUCCCGCCGCCCCGACGGGCCCCGCCCUCCCGGGCCAAAGCAAGGAGGCCCCGGCGGAGGUCAAGGGUACGGCCCUGCCCCACAAACUGAGGCUCAAACACAGGGCGCUCAGCAGCGGGGGGGCCCAGUACGACGCGUCGCUGCCCCCGGCCGUCUCCCCCGUAGCCCCGCCCCUUCCCCAGCACCCCUACCUGGCGCUCACCCAGGUGGGACCGCAGCCGGGCGGCGGCUACAGGGACAGGGAGGACGGCCGCACCCCCGUGGGCUUCUGCAAGCUGGGGGAGGACGGCUGGAAAGACUGCGGGAAGAAGGAGGUGGCAGGAGGCCGGAACAGUCGGAACAAGAGGAGAGACUGAGAGAGAGAGGAGGAGCCGCUGGACUGACUUCUUUGGGGUAGGAGGGGUACACGUCUGUCCAGAAGGUCAAACUGACUAGUAAACCCCCCUUUCUUGCAUCUCUCCAGAUAUCCGGAGACCCCAGUGUCAGUCCGCCACUGAUUAUACCUCUGUCCCCUCCCCAAAACCUCAGACCCCAGAAACAGGACUUGAAUCCUCGGGAUUCCUGGGUGCGCUGUCUUAUACACAUUGUACAGAUCGUGAUGUUUCGGUUGCCUCCACCAAGAGUUACUCAACGGACUGUGGUUGAGGCCCGUGAAAGGAACCUCCCCUUCUCAGUCUCUUUUCUACCGUUUUACUUUUUAUUUUUGUAAAAUAAGACUUCAAAAUGUA
Messenger RNA from Anguilla rostrata (American eel), 3334 nucleotides. RefSeq names its product nuclear factor, interleukin 3 regulated, member 2 (gene nfil3-2). Gene Ontology annotation, molecular function: DNA binding; DNA-binding transcription factor activity. The record is from RefSeq and is a predicted model, not a curated record. Gene Ontology annotation, cellular component: nucleus. Gene Ontology annotation, biological process: circadian rhythm; regulation of DNA-templated transcription. Bases 1169 to 2962 code for a protein of 597 amino acids. The transcript has 2 exons. Lineage: Eukaryota; Metazoa; Chordata; Actinopteri; Anguilliformes; Anguillidae.